This is a messenger RNA of Spinacia oleracea (spinach), 2498 nucleotides long. Its product is annotated as ABC transporter G family member 11. The coding region runs from base 247 to 2367 and encodes 706 amino acids. Gene Ontology annotation, cellular component: membrane. The transcript is spliced from 10 exons. Gene Ontology annotation, molecular function: ATP binding; ATP hydrolysis activity; ABC-type transporter activity. Lineage: Eukaryota; Viridiplantae; Streptophyta; Magnoliopsida; Caryophyllales; Amaranthaceae. The record is from RefSeq and is a predicted model, not a curated record.
AUAUGAUAAAUAAUAUCAGAGUUAACUUAAAUUCCAUGGUCUAAUAACUUCCCAACCUCCUAAAGGUCCUAGUCAAAUUCACGAAUAUCAUCACCCUUCUCCAUACAAUCUUCAUUUCCCAUCCCUUGAACACUUGCUCACACUUCUCUCUCUUUCUCUGUCUUUUUUUUUCUCUCUCUUUAUAAAUAAAUAAAUAAAUAUACACUUCUCUCCAAACUAACUUAAUUAAAUACAAUUAAUUAAGAAAUGGAGAUAGAAGCAAACAAACAAGAUAACCAUGGGAGUGGGACGACGGUGGCGCUACCGGGUUUAAGUCCUUUAAGUGAAACACUAUGGAGAGACCAUAAAACUACAGACUUCAAUGGUGAUGUAUCAGCGAGGCUAACGUGGAAAGAUCUAACAGUAAUGGUAACGUUAAGUAGCGGUGAUACUCAAACUGUGUUAGAAAGUUUAACUGGGUAUGCUGAGGCUGGUAGUUUUACUGCUUUAAUGGGACCUUCUGGUUCUGGUAAAUCAACACUUUUAGAUGCUCUAUCUAGUCGUCUUGCUGCUAAUGCUUUCCUCUCUGGUACUAUCUUGCUCAACGGUCGCAGAACUAAGCUCGCUUUCGGCACUGCGGCUUAUGUGACACAAGAUGAUAACUUGAUCGGGACAUUAACAGUAAGAGAAACAAUAGCAUAUUCAGCAAGGCUUCGUUUACCGGAUAAAAUGGCGUGGUCAGAAAAGCAAGCUCUUAUAGAAAGCACCAUAAUUGAAAUGGGACUUCAAGAUUGUGCAGACACAGUGGUUGGGAACUGGCAUUUGAGGGGUAUUAGUGGUGGUGAGAAGCGUAGGGUUAGUAUAGCUGUUGAGAUUCUUAUGAGACCAAGGUUGCUCUUUCUUGAUGAGCCUACUAGUGGUCUAGACAGUGCGUCUGCAUUCUUCGUUACUGAGACGUUGCGUGGACUGUCAAGAGACGGGAGGACUGUGAUCGCCUCCAUUCAUCAGCCAAGCAGUGAGGUUUUUGAGCUGUUUGAUCGCUUGUACUUGCUUUCUGGUGGAAAGACUGUUUAUUUUGGCCAAGCUACUGAGGCGUAUGAGUUCUUUGCUCAAGCUGGUUUUCCUUGUCCUGCUUUGAGGAAUCCAUCUGAUCACUUCCUCAGGUGUAUCAACUCCGACUUCGACAAAGUCAAGGCUACCCUUAAAGGAUCCAUGAAAUUACGGUUCGAGUCAAGUGAUGACCCUUUAGAGAAGAUCACCACAGCUGAAGCAACCCGAACUCUGAUAAGCUAUUAUGCAACGUCUCAACAGUCUUAUUCAGCGCUACAGAGAGUUGAAGAAAUCUCUAAAGUGAAAGGAACUGUUAUAGACUCUGGAGGAAGUCAGGCGAGUUUCUUCAUGCAGACAUUCACCUUAACAAAACGUUCAUUCACAAAUAUGUCAAGAGACUUUGGUUAUUACUGGCUUAGGCUGGUAAUUUAUGUGGUUGUCACCUUCUGUAUUGGAUCAAUCUUUUUUAAUGUUGGAACUAGUUUCAACUCCAUACUGGCUAGGGGGUCUUGUGCAUCAUUUGUUUUCGGCUUUGUCACGUUUAUGUCUAUUGGUGGAUUUCCGUCCUUUGUUGAAGAUAUGAAGGUAUUCCAGAGGGAAAGGUUGAAUGGGCACUAUGGAGUAACAGCAUUUGUGAUAAGCAACACAAUAUCUGCAAUGCCAUUCCUAAUGUUGAUAACCUUUCUAUCGGGGACAGUUUGUUAUUUCAUGGUUCGAUUGCAUCCAGGGUUUGAGCACUAUAUAUUCUUUGUGCUAUGUCUUUAUGCUAGUGUUACCGUUGUUGAGAGCUUAAUGAUGGCCAUCGCCAGCGUUGUCCCCAAUUUCCUCAUGGGAAUUAUUACUGGUGCUGGCAUACAGGGAAUAUUCAUGCUUGUUUCGGGCUUCUUCCGGCUCCCCAAGGACAUACCAAAGCCAGUAUGGCGUUAUCCCAUGUCUUACAUCAGUUUCCAUUUCUGGGCUCUUCAGGGGCAAUACCAAAAUGACCUAAAGGGGGUGGUGUUUGACAACAGGACACCAGAUCUACCAAAGAUACCAGGAGAGUACGUACUUGAAUAUGUAUUUCAGAUUGAUGUUAGCCGUUCAAAAUGGGUGGACCUUAGUGUCAUAUUCAGCAUGAUAAUAGUUUAUCGUAUCAUCUUCUUCGCGGUGAUCAAGAUCAAUGAGGAUGUUACACCUUGGGUUGGUGGUUAUAUUGCUAGAAGAAGAAUUCAACACAAGAACCGUAACCAGAAUUAUACCACUGUUGCACCUGACCGACUCUCACAAUCCCCUUCCCUUAGAGCUUAUGUUGCUCGUCGUUCUACUUCUGCCACUGCUAAUACUCUUAGAAGGGUUUGAUCAACGAAACAAUAUCAAUAUUCUUAUUAUUAUUUAUUAUUUAUUAUUAUGUCUAUGUAAUGCCAAAGUUGUGUAAAUGUAUGAUUUAUCUUUUCAUCUAUCAGUAGAAUCUAUCCUCUUUAUAGCGUCAA